CGCCCGACGCAGCCGGAGCCGUGGCUGCUGCGGCCUCCACUUCCUCCUCAAAGGCCUCCCCAGACCCCUGGCUCCCGCUCAGCUAGCGUCUCCGCCAUGCCCCGGGGCAGGCGCGGAGGCCGCGUGAGCGCCCUGGAGGGCGGCCCGGAGGAAGAGGCGCCCCCGGCGGCGGCCGCUGUGCCCUCGGCGCUGUGGGCGUCCGGGCUACAGCCGGAGGCGGCGGCCGGGCAGACUCUGCUGCGGGGCAUCUUCGAGAUCGGGAGGAGCAGCUGCGACGUGGUGCUGAGCGAGCUGGCCCUGAGGUGGUGGCCCAUCCAACCCGAGCGACCCGCGGGUGACUCCAAAUAUGAUCAAUGUAAAGAAGAAUUUAUUGAAGUCAAGGACAUAUUCUCUGUCAAACUGAAAAGACGUUAUUCUGCUAAGCAGCAGGGAAAUGGUACUUUACUAGGUAUCACUCUCUUCAUUUGCUUGAAAAAGGAACAAAAUAAACUAAAGGAUUCUACACUUGAUCUUAUUAAUUUAAGUGAAGACCACUGUGAUGUAUGGUUUAAACAAUUCAAGAAAAUUUUGGCAGGUUUUUCAAAUAGACCAAAGUCAUUAAAAGUAAUUCUCAACCCCCAGAGCCACAAAAAAGAAGCUACCCAGGUCUAUUAUGAGAAGGUUGAACCACUAUUGAGGAUUGCAGGAAUAAAGACUGAUGUUACAAUAACAGAGUACGAAGGGCACGCUCUGGCACUGCUGAAGGAUUGUGAACUCCAGGAAUUUGAUGGUGUCGUCUGUGUUGGUGGCGAUGGAUCUGCCAGUGAAGUUGCCCAUGCUUUGCUUCUCAGAGCCCAGAAGAAUGCUGGGAAGGAAACAGACAGCCUUUUCACCCCUGCCCGAGCACAGCUGCCACUCGGCUUAAUACCAGCAGCAGGCUCUACUAACGUACUCGCACAUUCUCUUCAUGGAAUCCCUCAUGUGGUAACUGCAACUUUGCACAUUAUAAUGGGGCACAUACAACCAGUUGAUGUCUGCACUUUUAGCACGACUGGCAAGCUUCUUCGCUUUGGGUUCUCCGCCAUGUUUGGUUUUGGUGGAAGAACUUUGGCCCUUGCAGAAAAAAAUCGAUGGAUGUCACCCAACCAACGAAGGGAUUUUGCGGUCAUGAAGGCACUGGCAAAACUCAAGCCUGAAGACUGUGAAAUAUCCUUUUUACCAUGUAUCAGCUCUCACGAUUUACAAGAAUGGAAGGCAGAAGGAUCUCCCAAAUCUGACAGUAGUGAUCAGUGGCAGACCAUCCAGGGUCAGUUCUUGAAUGUCAGCAUUAUGGCAAUUCCUUGCCUGUGUUCAGUGGCACCUAGAGGCCUGGCACCUACUACCAGAUUAAAUAAUGGAAGCAUGGCUCUUAUCGUUGUACGAAACACUUCUCGACCAGAAUUUAUAAAGCACCUAAAAAGAUACUCCAGUGUUAAAAAUCAGUUCAACUUUCCAUUUGUUGAGACUUACACUGUUGGAGAAGUAAGAGUUCGUCAGAGGAACAAAAGUGGAUGUGAUCCGGAGGAGGAUGACGGACGGCAGGCAGCUGCUUCAGAACACAGUUUCCCUUGGAACAUAGAUGGUGACUUAGUGGAAGCCGAAUCAGAGGUUCUGGUCAAGUAAGUGUCAUUAUUUACCCCCUUCAAUAUCUACCAGUAGACACAAAAUUAAGUAUAAUGGAAGCAGCCGUGUUACGACUUUUUCUUUUAAUGAGUAAGUCAGGGAAGCAUAAAAAGAUAGAUGUACAAUUUUAAUAAAUAAAGUAUAACUUUACAUUUAUUCACCAGUUGUUACAUACAGCCCAAGCAUUUUCGUAUAGACUCAUCACCAAAUUUUCUGAGUAUAUUGGCAUUUCAAAUGACCAUUCUCCCUAAACUGUACAGAUAAUGUCUACAAUUUGUUUUGUGAUUUUAGCAAUAUAUGUUUUGUAAUCUUGAAAGUGGAUCGAGAGCUUAACCUUGUGAACGCGCUCUGCACAGCGGAUGGGUACACAUUGAAAGCUCCAGUCUUGAUCACUUUGUAUUCAGUGGCGGGCUGCUUUCAGCCCUUUCCCCAGCAUUCAACCUUCUCAACACAGCAACAGUUUUAUAUACUCUGUAACAGGACAACUGGCAUGAAACAAGUUUAGGACCAUGCAGACUCAUUGCUGGAAAGCAUUAGGACUCAAGGGGUGGAAGACCGGGGCAGGAGCGGCACCCUGUAGGCACAAUGUCUGGAUGUUACAGUAAUUACCAGUGUCCAUCUAUCAGCAACCCCUCUACAUUUACAAGAUUGAGCUCUGCCACGAAUGGAGGUUUGCCUUCCUGUCGUUAGAUUGGUAUUUGGUAUUAUGUACCAGACUCAAUAGGUAUAUGUGUGUGAAAAAUAACAAGAGGUUGAUGAAAUAAUUACACAUCUAUUUCUUACAGAUUACACCCAAGACUUAUCAGUCUUUAUGGAGGAAGCAUGGAAGAAAUGAAUGAUUCCAAAGUAACAUGUAAUUGUUUAUAAAAGAAAUGUACAAACUAGAAUUUUAAUAGGAAGGAACUGGUCAUACAUUAAAGAUAUAGGGGAAAAGUUAUUUUUUUAAAGAAAUGAAAAUUGCUAUUUUUGUUGCUAAAAAUUGGCUUCUAUAACUUAAGCCAUGAAAUAUAAUGAAUUAAAUUCUGGG
Mustela erminea (ermine) is the source of this 2668-nucleotide messenger RNA. RefSeq names its product ceramide kinase like (gene CERKL). Bases 97 to 1641 code for a protein of 514 amino acids. NCBI's taxonomy places the organism in Eukaryota, Metazoa, Chordata, Mammalia, Carnivora, Mustelidae. The transcript has 12 exons. The record is from RefSeq and is a predicted model, not a curated record. Gene Ontology annotation, molecular function: kinase activity.